Neltuma alba is the source of this 1706-nucleotide messenger RNA. Its product is annotated as eukaryotic initiation factor 4A-11. Lineage: Eukaryota; Viridiplantae; Streptophyta; Magnoliopsida; Fabales; Fabaceae. The transcript has 5 exons. Gene Ontology annotation, molecular function: RNA helicase activity; ATP binding; nucleic acid binding. The coding region runs from base 148 to 1389 and encodes 413 amino acids. The record is from RefSeq and is a predicted model, not a curated record.
CCUUGCGGGCCUUGCCAGUGUAUCUUCUCUGCUACGUCGCCUUCCUCAACUCCUCCAACAUCGAAGAUCCGAGGAGUUUGGGAAACCCUAAACCCACAACCUACUCAUUUUCUCAGUUCUUACUCUCAUCUGUCAAAGUUUGCAGUCAUGGCUGGAGUGGCACCAGAGGGAUCACAAUUUGAUGGUCGUCAGUUUGAUGCUAAGAUGAAUGAGUUGCUUGGAUCUGAUGGUCAGGAAUUCUUUACUAGUUAUGAUGAAGUUUAUGAAAGCUUUGAUGCUAUGGGAUUGCAGGAGAACCUUCUUAGGGGUAUUUACGCAUAUGGUUUUGAGAAGCCGUCGGCAAUCCAGCAAAGGGGAAUUGUACCUUUCUGCAAGGGUCUUGAUGUAAUUCAGCAAGCCCAGUCUGGGACUGGGAAAACUGCGACUUUCUGCUCUGGAAUAUUGCAGCAGCUUGAUUAUAGCGUAGUUGAAUGUCAGGCUCUGGUACUUGCUCCCACUCGUGAGCUUGCUCAACAAAUUGAGAAGGUCAUGCGAGCACUAGGUGAUUAUCUUGGAGUUAAGGUCCAUGCUUGUGUGGGUGGGACCAGUGUUCGUGAAGAUCAACGCAUCCUCUCAAGUGGAGUCCAUGUUGUUGUUGGUACUCCUGGUCGUGUAUUUGACAUGCUGCGGAGACAAUCUUUACGCCCUGAUUAUAUUAAGAUGUUUGUGUUGGAUGAGGCAGAUGAGAUGCUUUCUCGUGGUUUCAAGGAUCAGAUCUAUGAUAUUUUUCAGCUGCUGCCACCAAAAAUUCAGGUUGGUGUUUUCUCUGCCACUAUGCCACCCGAGGCCUUGGAGAUCACAAGGAAGUUCAUGAACAAACCUGUGAGGAUUCUGGUAAAACGUGAUGAGCUUACACUAGAGGGGAUCAAGCAAUUUUAUGUCAAUGUUGAUAGGGAGGAAUGGAAGCUUGAGACUCUUUGUGAUCUUUAUGAGACCUUGGCAAUCACCCAAAGUGUUAUCUUUGUGAACACUAGACGCAAAGUAGACUGGUUGACGGACAAGAUGCGAGGCCGAGAUCACACGGUUUCAGCCACCCAUGGAGAUAUGGACCAGAACACGAGGGAUAUCAUUAUGCGUGAAUUCCGUUCUGGUUCUUCCCGUGUGCUAAUAACCACCGACCUUCUGGCCCGUGGUAUUGAUGUCCAGCAAGUAUCACUUGUGAUUAAUUAUGAUCUGCCAACUCAACCAGAGAACUAUCUCCAUCGAAUUGGUCGUAGUGGUCGGUUUGGAAGGAAAGGUGUUGCUAUCAAUUUUGUGACAAGGGAUGAUGAAAGGAUGCUGUUUGACAUCCAGAGGUUUUAUAACGUGGUCAUAGAGGAGCUCCCAGCCAAUGUUGCUGAUCUUCUUUGAUGUGGUUUCAGCAUCAUCACUAAAUGUCUUUAUUAUUGAGGGGGCAAAUUUAAUUUAAUUUCAUGGUCGCUGGCCCCUUUUUUAGUAUGAAUUGAAGGAUACCGUGAAUCUGGAAGAUCAGUGUAUUGUGCAUCUUGAGGUUGGCCUUUUUGUGUAAUGUUGAGUCUAGCAGGAAGUGUUGCAAAUUUUGCUGAGUCUGCUUGUAUUUCUAGUGUCUUGAGAAAGAUUGCAUAAUGUUGUUAGAUUUUUAUCUAAAAUCCUCCUCCUUUUUCAGAUUUUGUUAUAAUGUCUAAAGCUUGAAACUUGGCGUUGUGGUC